This is a messenger RNA of Ciona intestinalis (vase tunicate), 2450 nucleotides long. NCBI's taxonomy places the organism in Eukaryota, Metazoa, Chordata, Ascidiacea, Phlebobranchia, Cionidae. The record is from RefSeq and is a predicted model, not a curated record.
AAAAACGUUUUGCACGUUGUUUUCUUAUGCAAGAUUACAAAAAAUACACAGGUCUAUAUAUAUAUAGGGGUGUAAACUGAGCUAGUUAAUAUAAUCUGUUGGAAAAUGACAUCGAACGGUAGCAUAAGUAAAGCAGAAUACGAAAGAAUCUCACUGACAAUACAAAAACAGGAGAAAGAAGCCGCGGAACUGAAGAAAGAACUGGAAGCAUUAGAGAAUGGAAGUUAUGUUUUAAAGGAAGAAGAAAUGAGCGAAAAAAGCUUGAAACUGAUGGCUAGCAAUGCAAAGUUGGCGUACCAGGCUACACACUUACAAAGGGCAUUAGAUGCUGAAGUAUCACAGCAACGAGUGCCAGAGUUCACCCAGCAAACCACAAACUUCAACGACGGGAUGGUAAACAUCAACCAAAGGUUGACAGAAAUAUUUCUUCACUCAAUAUCUGCAAGUUUCCCUGGUUUGAAGGGGAAACUCCCUGUUUCGAUAACUUUGAACCAAAAUGAGAAGUUUGGAGAUUAUCAAUGUAACAGUGCAAUGCCAAUAUCUGGGGUUCUAAAAGCCCAGGGAACGAAAAUGGCUCCACGUCAAAUUGCGGAAUUAAUUUUAAAGAACCUUCCCUCAUCUGAUCUAAUAGAUAGUUGCAACAUUGCGGGACCAGGAUUUAUAAAUAUUCGAUUAAAUGUUUCUUUCCUGAAGAGGGCGCUGUCUGAUGUUUUAGUCCAUGGGGUGCGGACACAUCAUUCUAAAGGAGAAUGUGGGAAGGUAGUGAUCGAUUAUUCUUCACCAAACAUCGCAAAAGAAAUGCACGUCGGCCAUUUACGAUCCACCAUUAUUGGUGAUUGCAUCGCUAAUCUCUUUGAAUACUUUGGUCACGAAGUACUUAGAGUUAACCAUGUAGGGGAUUGGGGAACCCAGUUUGGGAUGCUGAUCGCUCAUCUUACUGAUAUGUUUCCUAAUUAUAAAGAGGAGUCCCCGCCUAUUGGUGAUCUGCAGGCUUUCUACAAACAAUCAAAGAAAAGAUUUGACGAUGAUCCCGAGUUUAAGAAACGAGCGUAUAGUUGCGUGGUGAAGCUACAAAGUGGUGACCCUGACUUUAUUAAUGCUUGGAAACUUAUAUGUGAUGUUUCAAGGAAGGAGUUUCAAGUCAUCUAUGAUAGACUGGGGAUCGUUAAUUUGAUUGAGCGAGGAGAAUCUUUUUACCAUAACCUCAUGCCUCCCGUUAUUGCAGAGAUAGAGAAACAAGGCUAUGUUGUGGUCGAAGACGGAAGGAAACUUGUUUUUCCGGAAGGUUCCCAGUUUCCCCUCACGAUAGUGAAGUCAGAUGGUGGAUUCACUUACGAUACGAGUGACUUAGCUUGUAUAAAACAACGUAUAUUUGAUGAAAGUGGAGCCAACCUCAUCUAUGUGACGGAUGCAGGGCAAGCUGCUCACUUCAAAGCUAUAUAUUCUGUGGCUAGAAAGAUGGGUUGGUAUGACCCACAAGUUACAAGGGUAGAACAUGUUGCAUUCGGGGUCGUACUGGGGGAAGAUAGGAAGAAAUUUAAGACACGAUCUGGUGAAACUGUAAGAUUAGCGGCGUUGCUGGAUGAAGGGCGGAAGAGGUGUGAGGAGAAACUUAAAGAGAAAGGAAGAGAUAAAGAACUUACUCCAGAGGAGUUUAAAGCUGCUCAGGAAGCUGUAGCAUAUGGUUGCAUCAAGUAUGCAGAUCUAUCUCAUAACAGAAUCAAUGAUUAUGUUUUCUCCUUUGAUAAAAUGCUUGAAGAUCGAGGCAACACUGCAGCUUAUCUACUUUAUGCUUACACAAGGAUAAAGUCCAUAGCUCGUGUUGCAAAAGUAAGUCGGGAAGAAUUAAAAGAAGCUGCGUCAUCUUUCUAUGAUGAUGAUGGCUUACCACUAGAGCACGCUAAAGAGCUAAAACUUGCUCGCUUCAUAACUCGGUUCCCUGAAGUUUUACAACGAGUAUGCGAUGACCUCGCCCCGCACACGCUGUGUGAUUACCUCUAUGAGUUGGCUACCGUGUACACAGAGUUCUAUGAUGUUUGCUACUGUGUAGAGAAAGAUAGAAAAACAGGUGACGUCGUCAAGAUACACAAACAUCGACUUUUGCUUUGUGACGCAACAGUCGCCGUCAUGGAUCAAUGCUUUAAAAUUUUAGGCAUAAAACCCGUGCAUAAAAUGUAACCAAAGUUCCUGUUGGACAAAAUUAAAUACAAGUUGCAUUACAUUUUUGGUAGCGGGCUUCGUCACCAUAGGUUUAAUGACAUCACACUUUCUUUUAUGGCGUAAUAGAGGAUUUAAAUACGGAUUGGUAAUGUGAAUUUAAUGGGAAACAUUUACGCUCAAGUUUCAAAUGUUAAUUAUUAUCAAUAUGUCAGACAUUUAUCCAUUACUACGUGUUGUUGCGCGCAGAUGCUCAAUUUUUUGGUGCGGAAAUAAAUGAGAAUAUACAUGUA